Cucumis melo (muskmelon) is the source of this 4272-nucleotide messenger RNA. RefSeq lists its product as uncharacterized. The coding region runs from base 359 to 1081 and encodes 240 amino acids. The record is from RefSeq and is a predicted model, not a curated record. NCBI's taxonomy places the organism in Eukaryota, Viridiplantae, Streptophyta, Magnoliopsida, Cucurbitales, Cucurbitaceae. Gene Ontology annotation, cellular component: SCF ubiquitin ligase complex. The transcript is spliced from 4 exons. Gene Ontology annotation, molecular function: protein binding. Gene Ontology annotation, biological process: SCF-dependent proteasomal ubiquitin-dependent protein catabolic process; protein polyubiquitination.
UUUGAAAGUUAAAAAAGUAUAAGGGUGAUGAGAGCAUAAAAAACACACGUUUUUGGAAUUUGCUCUUUGCUCUUUUUUAACUGUUGAAAAGCAAUUUCCCAAUAACAAAUUACGUGUGAAAGUUGGUGCGUACGAGAACUCGCCACGUGUGUCGCCAUCGUCAAAGGCUUCGCCUCCAGUUCUCAACUUCAGCAUACUCCGUUCGGAAGCAAGCUCGGUUAGGGAUUCAAUCCAAUCGGUGGCUUUCCUUCUUAGGUUGUCUUCUUUCCAUGAAAUUCAUCGUUCCAGGGCUUCACCAGUUUCAAUCUCCAUUAACAAAUUUUCCCCGAUAAAAUAACCGAAUUGAGAGCAAUCGAAAAUGGGUUUUGAUCAUCUUCCCACUGAUACUGCACUGAAAAUUGCUUCUUCCCUUCAGGUAUCGGAAAUUUGUUCUUUGGGCUGUUGUUCGCGGUUUUGUAGGCAACUUUGCGAUUCCGAUUACCUGUGGGAAUCUCUCGCGAGGGAAAGAUGGCCUUAUAUCAAUGGUUCUUCUUCCUCAACUCUCGCACAAUCCCCCAUUUCCAUGGGAUGGAAAAGCUUUUACAUUCAGAGACAUAUUGAGAUAUUGGGAAGAGCCCAAGCAGCGGUGAAGUUUGUAGAACAAUGCUCUCCCUCUACCCCAAUCGAGGGUGGAGACUAUCUCAGGACAAUUGGUGGCUUGUGGGAUUUGAAACUUAGUUUUGUUGAUGCUCAAAUGGUGCUUUUCAAACCUCAACUCAAUGAGCUGCUGAACUUGGUUGGCUUACACUACUGUAGAAUUUGGCUUCAAGUCCCUGCCAAUCAAAUCCUGGAAGCACUUCAAAGAUGCAAGAUAGCAGAAAGGCAUAUAUGUGUGAAAUGGUGGAAGCUAGGAAGAUGGUUUUAUGGAUUCCGUAUGAGAGACGAACAACAAACUCGUCGAGUCUCUCUGGCAGAACUCAUGACAGAAGAAGGGGAAGAUGUUCUUGGGGUGCUUAGCCGUGGUGCCGUCCACGAGGUUCUUCGAGUUCAGGUUUCUGUAGGUGAUUCCUUUGCCGGUCACUGGUCUCGGCAAAGCACAUAAAAUGAAAACACCCUUAGCAUCAUCUUCCACGUAAGCAUUCUGCAACUGCAAUAAUCUAUAUGCUAAUAGUUUUUUCAUAAUGUACUUCAAAUAAUUGCUUGUAGAUUAUUUAUGCAGAUAUCAAAAUGUAAAUACAUGUUGCUGUUGCUCAUUCAGAUUUGAUUUGUACUAAGUCGUAGUUAUAUCUAUGCUCAUCAUUAACUGGUGUAUUUUGUAAAUUAGAGCUUUUGGCUCAUAGUCUUGGGUUUCUGCCAAUCUUCUUCUUUAGUGUUGCUAUUUCUAGUAAUUAUCCAAAGGGUAUCUUUAAUUAAUUAGGUUUUAGUUGGGGUGUUGUUAUUAAAUCUGUUGGUUUAGAGAAUUAGCAAUUGCUGGAUUUUAGCUACCUUUUGAAUAGAUAAUCCAAGAGCUUCAGGAAAAGAGUAGUAAAUCAAAAGGGCACACCUUUAUACGCUUCAUCUUUUUUUCUUCGUGCUAUUUAAUGAAAAGUGCAAGCUUCCAUCUCGAUCAAAGUAAUGGCUAAAACAAUUGAGCUGGACUCGAGUUGUUGGAUAGAAUUGCCUCUUAAAACUUAAGAAUUUAUUUGUUUAUUUUUGGAGUAGAUAUUCAUUGAGGUCUAUUUGGAUUAGAGAUAAAAGUGCUUUUCUAAAAACUAUUUUUAUUUAAUUUUUUAAUUAAAAAUUGUUCAAAUAAACUUUGAAUGAGUUCUAAAAGUAAUUUUGAGUGAUAUUUAAACACUUCAAUUUUUUACAAAUUUUUCUAACAAGAGUUUGAGCUACACUAAGUUAUAAACGAUCUAGAGGACAUAUUCUAAAAGCAAUUCAUUUCAACGAUUUCCCACACUAAAUUCUUAGUUUUCUAAUCGAGCAUUCUCAAUAAUUUUCACUUAAAAGAAGAUUAGUAAUAAUAAAGUUGUCCAUGGAGCUGCGUAUUAUAAUAAGAACGUGAAUUCUACCUUUGUGCCACAUCCAUUUUCUAUCAAUGUGAAACUCUCCAUUUAAAUGGUUUGUUUUGCAUUCUUAUUUAAAUGUUUAAUUGCUUAUAAAUCCUCCUUUAAAUCUUGAUCUCUCUGCAAAGAAUUCUUAAACCUCUUAAAUUACAUAAAAUAAAAUUUCAUAUUCCGAUAUUCAAAUAUUUAUACACGUGGAGUCUAAAAAUAUUAAUUUGCUCUUGAAAAUAAAAAUCAUGCAAAAUUUUCUUUUUCACUUUCCUCCUACAUUCUCCAUCUAAACGCAGAUUCUUCGACUUGGUUAGGAGCGGCCAAGUAGGUCCUCAAAAUUAACCUUACCUGAGAAAAUGGAUAUCUUUAAUAGGUCUAAUAAAAGAGCCAAAUUUUGUUUUUCUUAUUCAACAUACGUUUAUUUCUUUUUGGGUUAGACAUUUAGAUUAAAUUGUAAAAUGCAUUAUGUAAUUUUUAGCAAAAACAAAGUUUUGAAAUUUUUAAUUUUAUUUCUAUUGGGUGAAGAGAUGAGAAAUACAUGAGAUAAGAACAUAAGGCAUGAAGAUAAGAAAAAGAGAAAACCACUUAUCGUCAGGAUCUUUACACACGAAACAGUUCACUGACACACGAAGGACAUGGGACUCCCUGAAUUUCCAGCCUCACAUUCUCAUCAUACUUUCUUUCCCUUUUCACUUCUCACCAUUUUCGCCGAGUUGAUUGUGAGCUUAAGCCAUCAUACUCAUUUCCACUGGCGGUUCUACCUUAAAAAACAAUGUCCAUUUGCUCCACCGUCGGUGCCGGAUUCAACCUUCAUUCGCCGGCGAAUACCAUCAAUUCAACCCGUUUAUCUUCUCAUUUCGUCUAUCGGAUUCCGGUGAGUUCAUUCUCUUUCUCUUUUCAAACUUCUUCUUUACGUUUAUCACAAACCCCCAAAUUCAGUAGGAAAGGACGAAAUCGCAUUGUAGUUUCUUCGGCCCCAGUUGUUGAAUCCACUAAUUCUUCGUUUAGAGCCAAAAACCCUAAAGAUACUAAUGUUUUGGUAGUGGGUUCUACUGGGUAUAUCGGGAAUUUUGUGGUUAAGGAGCUGGUUAGUAGAGGGUUCAAUGUCAUUGCCAUUGCUAGGGAGAAGAGUGGAAUUAGAGGUAGAAACAGUAAGGAACGAACAUCUGAUCAGUUGAAAGGAGCUAAUGUUUGUUUUUCAGAUGUGUCCCAUUUGGAUGUUUUGGAGAAAUCUUUAGGGGAUCUGGAUGUGCCUAUUGAUGUUGUGGUUUCUUGCCUUGCUAGCCGAACUGGUGGCAUAAAGGAUUCUUGGAAAAUUGAUUAUGAGGCUACAAAGAACAGUUUAGUGGCUGGAAGAAAUCGUGGGGCUUCUCAUUUUGUGUUGCUUUCUGCAAUUUGUGUGCAGAAACCUCUUCUUGAAUUCCAACGUGCUAAGCUCAAAUUUGAGGCUGAGCUAAUGGAAGCAGCUAAAGAAGAUAGUGGAUUUACAUACAGCAUUGUUAGACCAACUGCUUUCUUUAAGAGCUUAGGAGGUCAAGUUGAGUUGGUGAAAGAUGGUAAGCCAUAUGUGAUGUUUGGGGAUGGGAAGUUGUGUGCGUGCAAGCCAAUCAGCGAGCAGGAUUUGGCUUCUUUUAUUGCAGAUUGUGUGUUGAGUGAAGAUAAAAUCAAUCAGGUUUUGCCCAUUGGUGGCCCCGGGAAAGCGUUGACUCCGUUAGAACAAGGUGAGAUCUUGUUUAGGCUGUUGGGGAAAGAACCGAACUUCUUGAAAGUACCGAUUGGGAUUAUGGAUUUUGCCAUUGGAGUUCUCGAUUUCCUUGUCAAGUUCUUUCCUGCAAUGGAAGAUGCUGCUGAGUAUGGGAAAAUUGGAAGAUAUUAUGCAGCUGAGAGUAUGUUGCUUUUAGAUCCUGAAACUGGAGAGUACAGUGCAGAUAAAACACCAAGUUACGGAAAGGACACAUUAGAAGACUUCUUUGAAAGGGUCCUCAGGGAAGGGAUGGCUGGUCAAGAAUUAGGUGAACAGAGCGUUUUUUGAUAUUUUCUGCAGAGUAGCAGGUCCUUGGAGUUGCAAGUUUGAGAUGGACGGUACACGUGAAGCAGGUGUGUUGUUUCUUUAUCUGAAUCCACGCUGUUGCCUGAGUUCCUAUCAAGUUUUUUUCCCCACUCAACAUGCAUAUCUGAAGGGUUGUAAAUUGUCACCAUUACUCUUCAAAACAAUAUCAUUAUGAAAUGAAUUGUGUCAUAUUUUUUUGAUCCA